UCCGCCUUCGGGCGCCGCGGACUCUGCCCCGCGCUCCCAGCCGGUCAUGGCUCCGCUGCGCUUCUCGGCCAAUGUGUCCUGGCUGUUCCCCGAGCUCCCCGGCCUCCCCGCACGUUUGCGGGCAGCGGGCAGCUCGGGCUUCGAGGCCGCCGAGGUCGCCUGGCCGUACGCGGAGCCGCCGGAGGCGCUGGCGCGCGCGGCGCAAGAAGCGGGGCUGCAGCUGGUGCUGAUCAACACGCCUCCGGGAGACCGAGAGAAGGGGGAAAUGGGGCUGGGGGCCGUUCCCGGGAGGCAGGCGGCCUUCCGCGAGGGCCUGGAGCAGGCGGUGCUGUACGCUAAGGCUCUGGGCUGUCCCAGGAUUCACCUGAUGGCCGGCCGAGUACCCCGGGGUGCCGACCGAGCAGCAGUCAGGGGUGAAAUGGAGACAGUUUUUCUGGAAAACCUGAGGCACGCAGCCGGGGUUUUGGCUCAGGAGAACCUCGUGGGACUGCUGGAGCCCAUUAACACCCGCAUCACUGACCCCCAGUACUUCCUGGAUUCGCCCCAGCAGGCGGCAGCCAUCUUACAGAAGGUCGGAAGGCCCAACCUCCAGUUACAAAUGGACAUAUUCCACUGGCAGAUCAUGGAUGGGAAUCUGACAGGAAACAUCCGCGAGUUCCUGCCCAUCGUUGGGCAUGUGCAGGUGGCACAGGUCCCGGGCCGGGGGGACCCUGGCAGCCCUGGAGAGCUGAACUUCUCCUAUCUAUUCCAACUGCUGGAAGACGAAGGCUACAACGGCUUUGUAGGCUGCGAGUACCAGCCUCAAGGAGACACAGUGGAGGGCUUGAGUUGGCUACGUUCCUACUGGGAUAGGCGGGGCCGCUCACAGGCUGGCCAGUGAGGUCCUGCAGUCCACCAACUGGCCUCUCUGGGACAGUGAAUUGAGCAUCCUGAGUAUCCUCUGGAAUUAAAGACAACUUGCUGAACGUUUUCA
Molecule: messenger RNA, 973 nt
Organism: Myotis daubentonii (Daubenton's bat)
Lineage: Eukaryota; Metazoa; Chordata; Mammalia; Chiroptera; Vespertilionidae
Gene: HYI
Product: hydroxypyruvate isomerase (putative)
Biological process (GO): glyoxylate metabolic process
Molecular function (GO): hydroxypyruvate isomerase activity
Source: RefSeq, a predicted model, not a curated record